Nerophis ophidion (straightnose pipefish) is the source of this 5934-nucleotide messenger RNA. RefSeq names its product collagen alpha-1(XVII) chain-like. The record is from RefSeq and is a predicted model, not a curated record. The transcript is spliced from 49 exons. Lineage: Eukaryota; Metazoa; Chordata; Actinopteri; Syngnathiformes; Syngnathidae. The coding region runs from base 165 to 5522 and encodes 1785 amino acids.
GGACCUCUGCCCACAAAGUCUGGCCUCCCACCCCGCCUCCCUUCUCGGAGAGAAAGUUGUGGCUAAAGCGGAGAGGACUUAGAGGAAGUCCAGAGCACACGCGGCCCCCCUCAGGAGGUCCACAGGCUGAGGGGGACUUGAUUGACUGUUAGAGAUAAGAUGAGAUGGACCAGCUAACCAGACUGGUGGACUUCUCGGGAGACUUGCCGCAGGAACGGGAGUCCACAAGCAGACUGACGUCCCUUCCGCCAAAGGGAACCGCGGGAUCCAGUCCCAGGAACAUGGCCAGCAGCAGCGGCGGUGGGACGGCAUUGGAGAAGAAUGUCUUGACGCAGAAGAGCAGCACCACUUACUUCACUUCCUCGUCGGUGGGCGUGAGCAGCGGCGGCUACAGCUCCUCCUCGGGGGUCUACCUGGGAGGAGACGGCGCCGCCAGGAGCGACAACGGCGCCUACCUGGACGGCGAUGGCUACGGCAGCGGCGGCGGAGGAAGCUACCUGGUGAGCUCGGUGACAAAGGUCAGCUCGGCAGGCGGCGCCAAGAGAGGGCAGGCGGGCGCCAGCGCCGCCGUCGCCUCCUCCUCGGCCUCGGAGAGGAAGCACGCAGCGAGCGGGCGGUCGGGAGGUUACGACGGGAGUUCCAGUGCUAAUUCCUCCCCGGACUUUACACGCAAAGACUAUGGCGUCUACUGCUCCGGCUCCAGCCGAGGAAGAAGCGCCAGCAGAGAGAGCGAGAUCCGGGCCAGACUGCAGAGCGCCUCUCCCACGGCCGGCAGAUGGGCGGAGCUAGACGACGUUAAGAAGCUGUUGAAGGUCCGCUCCAGCAGCACCAGCCCCCCCCGCGCCGCCAGCACCUCCGCCAUCAUGGCUGGUCCCAAGAAGGCCAGCGUGGAAACCCAGACCAUCUCCGUGACCUCCAGGGCCUCUCAGUCGGUUUUAACCUUCCCUUCAGGGGUCCGACCCAACGUCUUCCAGACGGUGGGCACGGCCGACCUGUUCGAGACCGACCACUUUGACACGAUGGGGAAAAGCAGCCAUUACGAAGGCAGCGUCAAGUCGGCCCAGUAUGAUACUGGUGUCAGAUCAGUGGCGUACGGCACGGCUGGCAAGGCGGGACAGUACGACGCCGGCGUGAGAUCCAUGUCGUACGACACCGGUCUGUGGUCAGGACAGUACGAGGAUCGUGUCCGGCAGGACGCGGCUGUCAAAUCCAUGACUCUCGGCGUGAGAUCCGCCCAGUACGACGGCAGCCUGAGGUCGGGCCAGUAUGAUACUGGUCUGAGAUCAGCCCAGUAUGAUGGCAGUCUGAGAUCAGGCCAGUACGAUACAGGUGUGAGGUCCAGCCAUUAUGAUGGUAGCCUGAGGUCGGGCCAGUAUGAUACCGGCGUGAGGUCCAGUCAGUACAGUAUCAGUCAGAAGUCAGGGAUCCACGACUCGGCGGUGAGGUCGGCCCAGUAUGGAUCCUCCACGCUGGAUGCUGGACUCCCGUCCUUCCCCUGGCCCACCUCCACGCUGCCCGCCUCUGCCGCGGUGGCGGCGGCGGGCGGCAGCAGUUACACGUCCCACCAGGCCAACGCCAACAACAUGUCGGCAGGAAUGUCACCUUCUGGCCUCACGUCACCUUCGCUGUCAGUUUAUGGCUUUCAGAAUAAUUUGGCGCCCGCUUCUGCCGGCGCUGUGCUCACUGCAGGUGCAGGCAACGCCAGCGCGGCAGCAGCUUAUGGAGUGCAGAAAAACAUGUCCAGCGGCGGCGGUGUUGUGGGUACCGCUGUCUCUUCAACCACUAGAUCCCAGAACGAGGACGCGUACAGAGACUACACUCUUGUCAACACGGACAAGGAGAACCUGUCUGGGAGGAGGGAGACGGAGACGCUGGUUCUGGCCAAGGACAGCGGCAAGCAGUUCACCAGGACUGCAGGUGGAGGUUCCGUGUCAGGUGACUCCCUGCAGAAGGAGAAGAUCAUCAGCAGCUUCAGCGAGGCGUCUCAGCUGAAGGCGGCGGGAGGAAACACUUACUAUGGAUCGUCAGGAGUUGUAAUGAAGGACCAAGCCACACAUGCAAAGAUUCGCCGAAAGGGCGGAGUCUUCGGGGGCGGAGGGUGGUGCUGCUGCUCCGACGCUUGUUGCUCCUGGUGGAAGUGGCUGCUGGCCUUCCUGCUCCUCUUCUUGCUGCUGCUCGGACUCCUUUUUGGCCUCAUUGCACUGGCGGAGGACGUGAGGAAGCUAAAGAAUCGAGUGGCUACCCUGGAAACCGAGUCGGCCAUUAUCUCCGCUCGCACCAGUCAGCUGGUGGGCGGCGGUGGCGGCACCUACGUGGACGGCGGCGGUCAGCGAACUGACAUCUUCCUGUUCGGAGGCGGCGGCGGCGGAGGCGGUGUUGCUGCUGGUGGUGGUGGCGCUGCUGGUGCUGGUAGCGCUGGGGGCGCUGCAGGUGCCGGCGGUUCUGCUGGUGCUGGUGGCGCUGCUGGUGCUGGUGGCGCUGCUGGUGCCGGCGGUUUUGCUGGUGCCGGCGGUUUUGCUGGUGCAGGCGGUUCUGCUGGUGCUGGUGCUGGUGCUGUUGCUGGUGCGGGUGCUGGUGCUGGCGGCGUUGCUGGUGGUUCUGCAGCUGGUGGCUCUGCUGGUGGACAAGGCGUUGGUGUCAGCACCGGAGCUGCAGGUGCAGCUGGAGGUGCAGCUGGUGGUGCAGCUGGAGGUGCAGCUGGAGGUGCAGCUGGCGGUGCAGCUGGCGGCGCCGCCGGAGGUACCGGUUCCAGUGGCGGCUCAAGUAGCAGCACAGGCGUCCUGACAAGCUCUGGCGGCACCAAAGUUAGCGGCGGGUCCAGUGGUUCCACUUUCACCCACGGCUUCUGGAUCAACGGCACAGGUGGUUACAUCGAUGCUGCCUCGCUGCAAGUGGGCAUCCAGCGUAUGGUCCGAGCUGAACUGCAGUCACAGGCAUUCCGAGGGUUUCUCACUUCCUCUCUGCAAGGAGACCCAGGCCUGCCUGGACCUAAAGGUGAUUCCGGUCAUCCUGGAGUUCCAGGUGUUCCUGGCUCAAUGGGUCACGAGGGCCCCCAGGGUCCCAAAGGCCAGAAAGGAAGCCAAGGUGACCACGGCACCGAGGGUCCCCAAGGUACCAGGGGGCGUGAAGGUCCACCUGGGCCCAGAGGGGAACCUGGCUUUAGCUCCAAAGGUGAAAAAGGUGAUGUUGGGCUCGUUGGCCAAAAAGGUGAACCUGGUCCACUUGGGCUGGCGGGAGAAAAUGGACCCAAAGGGUCCUUGGGACCAGCUGGACAAGAUGGCCAAAAAGGCUCUCGAGGUGACCAAGGCAGUCCCGGCCAGCCUGGACUCAGAGGUCCUUCUGGGCUGCGUGGAGAAGCAGGUCCUCCAGGUGCACCUGGGCAUCAAGGUCCACCAGGUGAACCAGGAAGAAUUAUUAAUGCAGCUGGACUCUCCACUGUUGGUAUCCCUGGACCUCCUGGGCCUGCAGGACCUCCAGGUCCCAGUGGGCCUGCUGGUCUACGUGGUCCCAAAGGCGACAGGGGAGACCAAGGACUAGCUGUGUCCUCGACCGGGACUUUCAGCUCCAGCUCCACGGCCGAGAGACAAUAUUCAUCAGGUGGUGUCUCCUUGCUACCUGGCCCACCUGGUCCACCUGGACCACCUGGACGUCCAGGGGAUUCAAGGCAGGGUCCUCAGGGACUACCUGGUCCACCUGGUCCAUCAGGUUACGGGAGACCAGGUCCUAAAGGAGAGAAAGGGGACUCUGGUUUUGUAUCCAGCUCUGGAACCUACUAUACUGGACAACCAGGACCCCCUGGACCUGCUGGGCCUGCUGGCCUGAAAGGAUCCACAGGUUCUCCUGGACCAAGAGGUUUCCAAGGAGAGCCCGGUUUGCCAGGAAGACCAGGAAGCUUGGAGAGAGUGACAACAUAUAACGGAGAACACAGCGUACAAGGACCUCCUGGACCACCAGGGCCUCCUGGUCUGCCAGGUCCACAAGGACUGAAAGGUGACACCGGAACUCCUGGUAUUCCCGGAUCUUCUCGAGGCUCAGUCUCAGUCGCCUCAGGGCCUCCUGGUCCUCCAGGUCCGCAAGGACCUCCAGGGCAGCCCGGUUCCUUCACCUCGUCCGUCGAGAUGCGGCAGUACCUUACGGAUUACAUAAGUCGAGUCAGAGAAUCCACCAUCCAGGGACCUCCAGGUCCACCUGGACCGCCAGGACAACCCGGAAUCUUUACAGGCUCGUUGGAGGAGAUGUCUGCUCGCAUUGUCGCCUACUUGCAACGUACUGGUUCAAGCUCAGGGAUCAGCAUUGGAGUUCAAGGUCUUCCCGGACCUCCCGGCCCCUCAGGUCCCGGUGGGGCGCUGACUAUCAGUGGUCUCAUCGCCAUGUUACAGAGAGACGAAGUGAGGAGAUACAUUACGGGGCCACCAGGACCUCCUGGUGCACCGGGAAGUCUUUCCAACAUUUACAAUAUCGAGGAAGUGGCGACGUACGUCUUCAACAUAAUGAACGACCGAGGACUUGCAAGAGGACCACCCGGACCGCCAGGCCUUCCCGGGCCUCCAGGUGGAGGAGACUCGGGCUACUCGACCGUGACGAUAGAUUACACGGCACUGAUCAGAAACCCAGAGUUCCGUACUUGGAUUAGUUCCUCCGCAAACCAAGGUCCCGCCGGUCCUCCCGGUGUUCCGGGACAAUCCGGUCCUCCGGGGCCUCAGGGGCCUCCGGGGGUGUCCGUGCUAGGAGCCGGUGGUCGCGGGUACACCUUGGAGGAGCUUCAGCGUUACCUACAAGGCUCUGGACUCCGAGGUCUUCCCGGCCUCCCCGGACCUCCGGGCCCACAAGGACCAGGCGGUAGUCACGGUGGGACCGUCACUUACAGCGGCAGCUUCCCCCGGGAGACCAUCCGCACUGAAGUCCACGACUAUCUGAGCACCGAGAGCGUCCGACGCGCCUACACCGGAGCCCCGGGGCCGCAGGGGCCAAGAGGCCUGAAGGGGGAGCGCGGAGAGCCAGGUUACACCCAAAGACAGAGUCAGAGCUCCUCUCAGAGCUCGGCUCAGAGCGACUCUCGCUACGUGUCCCAGCAACAGCAGGUCAGCGACGUCAGCGACUACACCAGCGUGGCCUUGAAGGUCACCGACUACAUCAAGAGCCAAGGCCUGUUGCAGGACUACCUGGUAGAAGGUCCAUGGAGGACUCAAGUCAGAGCGGUCCAAGGCCCGCCGGGACCCCCAGGACCUCCUGGAGCGCCCGGCUUCAGCCGAGUGAUGGCGUCUUACGGCAACAUCACCGCUGACCUCAUGGACUUCUUCAGAAGUCACGGCACCGUCCCCGGUCCUCCAGGGAGUCCCGGACCAAAAGGAGACAGAGGCUUCCCCGGACCCCGGGGAGACAAAGGUGAAUCAGGACGUCCAGGAUUACCAGGAAUACCAGGGUCCUACACCAUCCAAAUACCACAUCGCGUACAGAAGAGAGAUUCAGCAGGAAGUCAAGUCAUCAAACGGGGGAAGCGCGGCGUGAGAGCUGACGGCUAAAACCUCAACAGAAGCGAAGCAAGCCAAAGAAAAAGCUUCUGUAGAAAUGCAACUACAUCAAUAAAAAAAAAAAAACUGCUUUAUUAAUAAUUCAUGAGCUUGAUGCUGCUGCUCAGUGCUUUAGUUUCCAUGUCUGACAAUAAUACUGGCUUUGGCCUUUUUAAAGAACAUAUUUUAGCUCCUUAGAAGAAAAACAACUAUUCUACUGUAUUGAGGUCAAUUACUGUUUGUUGUAUAAAAUAUUUCAAAUGUUGCAGUAAGUUAGUGCGCUUAUGACUGAUUGUUGACUUGAAUCCAAAACAUUUUUAAAAAAGCCAAAUGCUAGUUUGAGGGGAUUUAGAUUGUAUAUUUUUGUAUGAGCUCACUGACUUUGUUGUCCUUCACAUUUUCAAACAAUAAAUUAUAAAAAGUA